UUCUCGUCUUUACCACUCAAACUAAAUUCUCUUGCCUCGACUUCUCUCUUGUAUGUAUCACAAUAACAACAAUGCCAUACAAUCAAUAAAAAUCUCUGUCCAAAUCACCUUCCUAUAUUAUUCCAAAAUUCUCAAAGCAAAGAAUCACACAAAUUUUCAAAAUCACUUUUUUCUUUUCCUUUUUAUGUUUCACUAAUUUCCAAGAUCACUUUUUUUUUCCUACCUCCUUUGUGUUUUUAUUAUACAUAAUUCGUGAAAAUUAGCUUCAAAAAUUUUCAAGAUUACCCUUUUUUUCCUAUCCCCUUUGUGUUAUUUUCUUGAAAAAUAGCUUCAAAAAUUUUCAAGAUCACUUUUUUUUCACACCCCUUUGUGUUAUUUUCUUGAAAAAUAGCUUAAAAUUUUCAAGAUUGUCUUUUUUGGCUACCCCUUUGUGUUAUUUUGUUGAAAAAUAGCUUAAAAUUUUGAAGAUUGCCUUUUUUUCCCACCCCAUUUGUGUUAUUUUGUUGAAAAAUGGCUUCAGAAAUUUUCUCAAAGGUGAAGAGUGAAGGGGGGUCAUCAGAGAGUGGUAGUUCAGAGAGUGGAGCUGAUGAAAGAGGUGGAAAUAAUGAUGCUUUUGAGUAUUUUGGUUGGGUUUAUCAUUUGGGUGUUAAUUCAAUUGGACAUGAGUAUUGUCAUUUGAGAUUCUUGUAUAUACGUGGCAAGUAUAUGGAAAUGUAUAAGAGAGAUCCACAUGAAAAUCCUGGCACUAAACCAAUAAGGAGGGGUGUUAUAAAUCACACGCUUAUGGUGGAGGAAGUAGGUCGUCGAAGAGUUAACCAUGGGGAUGUCUUUGUGUUGAGGUUUUACAAUCGAUUGGACGAGUCAAAAAGGGGUGAAAUUGCUUGUGCUUCGUCUGGUGAAGUCCGGAAAUGGAUGGAAGCCUUUGAUCGAGCAAAACAACAGGCAGAUUAUGACCUUUCAAGAGGUCAAAGCACACGAGAUAAACUGAAGUUAGAGAGCGAGAUUAAUCUUUCUGGACAUCGACCUAGAGUACGGCGGUAUGCACAUGGCUUGAAGCAGCUGAUAAGAAUAGGACAAGGUCCCGAGAAACUUUUGCGUCAAGCCUCAAAAUUAAGUAACAGUGAAUCAGAGGUGUACUAUGAAGCAGAUGGUGCAGAUGUAAUUGAAGCACAUCAGUGGAAAUGUGUUCGUACUCUUGAUGGUGUUCGGAUAUUUGAAGAUAUGGCAAACAAGAAGACCGGUAAAGGAGUUCUUGUCAAGGCUGUUGCUGUUGUUGAAGCUAGUGCAGAUACUGUCUUUGACGUGCUUUUGAGUCUUGAUCGACGUCGGAGAUAUGAGUGGGAUACGUUAACAGGGGACGUGGAGUUGAUAGAAUCUUUGGACGGUCACUGUGAUGUUGUUUAUGGGACACUAGAUCUCAGAAAACUUUCUUGGUGGCAAUCUAAAAGAGAUUUUGUCUUUUCUCGGAGGUGGUUUCAUGGUCAAGAUGGAACAUAUACAAUCUUGCAUUUCCCAACAGAAUACAAGAAGCGGCCACCAAAAAGUGGAUAUCGACGUAUAAAAAUGAUCGCUUGUUCUUGGGAGAUCAGCAAUAUAAGCACUUCCUCCUCAUUAAAUCCUGCCAGAUGCCUUGUGACACUGAUUCUGGAGAUACGUUCAAAGGGAUGGUUUAAAUGGAAGAAUAAUGAGUUCUCUAAAUUUGAGAGAACACUUCCUUUUGGAAUGUUGAGUCAAGUGGCAGGUCUGAAGGAAUAUAUUGGAGCAAAUCCGGCACUUACAAUGGAAUCAUCCGCUGUAGUUGUUCAUUCAAAAACAUCUGGUGUUUCUAUGUCAAGCACUGAGCUUGAGGAUGCAAUGGGGUCAGAUGAAUUCUAUGAUGCAAUAGGUGCCGCCGAUUCGUCAUCAUCAGAUGAUGAUAGUGAUGAUGAAGUAUCUAGUAAGCAGGACAGCAAGGUCAAGCUAAAAAACGUUUCAUGGGCCAUAGCAAGCUUGGCCUUAAAGAGGACAUCGGCACCAGACACUAGUAAGGAACUGAACCCCGAUGUACCUCCAUUAACUCUUGAUACAAGUCAGUUUCAUGGUACCAUGCGGCAUGGGAAGGGUGAGGGCGACUCUGAUUGCUGGUCUUCGCCAAGUGGUUCUGGUUUUAUGAUCAGAGGGAAGACAUACUUGAAAGACAGUACGAAGGUUACUGGUGGAGAACCCCUGCUCAAGCUUAUUGCUGUUGACUGGUUCAAGGUGGACGAAUGCAUCACAAAUGUUGCUCUUCAUCCUAAGUGUCUUGUCCAGUCUGAAGCAGGGAAGAAAAUUCCAUUCAUCCUCGUAAUUAACCUCAUGGUUCCAGCGAAACCAAAUUACAGCCUGGUUCUUUAUUAUGCUGCUGAUAGACCUGUAAAUAAGGAUUCAUUGUUGUGUAAAUUCAUUAAUGGAACCGACUCUUUCCGUGAUUCAAGAUUCAAAUUGAUUCCAAGCAUUAUUGAGGGAUACUGGAUGGUUAAGCGUGCCGUUGGAACCAAAGCUUGCUUAUUGGGGAAGGCAGUAACGUGCAAGUACCUUCGACAAGAUAACUUUCUGGAGAUUGAUGUGGACAUCGGUUCAUCAUCCGUGGCAAGAGGUGUUAUUGGUCUUGUGCUGGGCUAUGUGACAAGCCUUGUCGUUGAUCUUGCUAUUCUAAUCGAGGCAAAAGAAGAGGCUGAACUCCCUGAAUACAUUCUUGGAACUGUUAGAUUAAAUCGCGUGAAAGUCGACUCCGCUGUAUCAUUGGAGGGUUGAUGAUUCUUUCGUAAGUAAGUAAGUGCCGUUAUCGCAGCCUUGAAAUCAAAGAUAGGGAAAUCAUUAUUAGUAUUAUUAACAUUACCAAAUUCAAAAAAAAAUAAAAAAAUCAUUAUUAGUAUUAUUAUUAUUAUUUUGUGUACUAAUAUGAUAUCCCCACUUGUCUGGGACUGAGGCAUAGUCGCUGUAUUAUAUCGAUAUACCCGAAAACAGCACAGAAUCAAAUGUUGUACUGAAGAUACCUAUUUCUUGAAACAUAAGUUGUAACUCAGAUGAAUUUUGGUGUGAAUACUAAAAAUCCAUGUACUUUUUGUGACA
Capsicum annuum is the source of this 3090-nucleotide messenger RNA. RefSeq names its product protein ENHANCED DISEASE RESISTANCE 2. Bases 511 to 2772 code for a protein of 753 amino acids. The transcript has 22 exons. Gene Ontology annotation, molecular function: lipid binding. The record is from RefSeq and is a predicted model, not a curated record. NCBI's taxonomy places the organism in Eukaryota, Viridiplantae, Streptophyta, Magnoliopsida, Solanales, Solanaceae.